UCUGGUUUAUUGGACAGACAAGACAUUUAUGCUCUCACGCUCAUCACUGAAACUCGGAAAAGCCAACUUUCCGCUACCGUUAACUUUUUUUCUCUCUCCUCGUCCUCCUCCUUCUCUCUUUCUCAUGCCUCGAACUCUCUGUCUCUUCCUCCUGGUUGUCUCGGCCUUGGGCUAUCUGGCUGGAGCCAUUGGCGUGAACUGGGGCACCAUGGCCUCGCACCCGCUGCCCCCUCCCAAGGUCGUGGAGCUCUUGAAGUCCAACAACAUUUCCAAAGUCAAGCUCUUCGAUGCGAACCCCAAUGUCCUUGAAGCACUGUCCGGGUCCAACAUUGGAGUAACUGUGGGUAUACCCAACUCAAUGCUCAGAAAUUUGAACAGUUCAAAGAAAGCUGCCGGGAGCUGGGUCCACGACAAUGUUACUCGCUACUUCUCUACUGGUCGAAGUGGAGUUCGAAUCGAGUAUGUUGCAGUUGGAGAUGAGCCAUUUCUCCAAAGUUAUGGCACACAGUAUUUUCCCUUCAUUAUUGGAGCAGCUAUCAACAUCCAAGUCGCUCUAGCCAGAGCAAACUUAGCAAGUGAAGUGAAGGUUGUUGUUCCAUGUAGUUUUGAUGCUUUCCAAUCUGAAUCUAUCUUGCCCUCUAAAGGACACUUCAGAACUGACCUCAACAAAACUAUGAUUGAACUCCUCACAUUUCUAGGCAAGCAUCACUCGCCCUUUUUCGUGACCAUCUCCCCAUUCUUAUUUUUCCGCCAAAACAAGAACAUUUCCCUUGACUUUGCACUCUUCAAAGAAACAGCUCGUCCUCAUAAUGACAGCCAUAGAACAUACAAGAACAGCUUUGACUUGAGCUAUGAUACACUGGUUACUGCAUUAUCAACAGCUGGAUUCCCGGAUAUGGAUAUUGUUGUUGCUCAAAUUGGUUGGCCUACAGAUGGAGCACCCAAUGCCUCCUCAUCCAUUGCAGAGACUUUCAUGAAAGGGUUGACAAAACAUCUCCAAAGCAAAUCAGGAACCCCUCUAAGACCUCGAAAUCCACCACUGGAAACGUACAUUCUUAGCCUUCUAGAUGAAAACCAAAGAAGCAUCUCCAACGGAAAUUUUGAGAGACAUUGGGGUGUGUUCACUUUUGAUGGCCAAGCAAAGUAUCGUAUGGAUUUUGGCCAGGAUCCAAGAACCUUGGUGAAUGUGCAGAAUGUUGAAUACCUUCCUUCCAAAUGGUGUGUCGUGAACAACAAUAAAGACUUGUCUAAUGCUUCUGCAAGCGCUGUAGGGGCAUGUUCAACUGCUGAUUGCUCUGCCCUAUCUCCGGGUGGAUCCUGUUUUAAUAUCACUUGGCCUGCAAACAUAUCGUUUGCAUUUAAUAGCUACUAUCAGAUGCAUGAUCAAAGGUUAGAUAGCUGUGAUUUUGGAGGGUUGGGUUUAAUCACAACUGUUGAUCCAUCAGUCGAUGGUUGUAGGUUUUCUGUUGAGCUUCAAACCUCUCAGUCAACAUCCCUCUUCGGAGCCUCGAAUUUUAGGUGGAUGUUCUUACUGCUAAUACACAUAUUUGCAUGUUCUUUGAAUCCUAGAUUGUAUAUUUACAUCUAGGGCGUUUUUGCCGGCUCUUAGAUAUGCAUGGUGCAUGACUGUUGCUGUACAAUUUGUACUUAUUAUUUGUUUUGAAGAGAGACAUGGGAAUUGGCUGAGACUGUUGUUUGUUUACCCAUUGUUUCUUCAAUCAAAUAUAUAGUAAAAUGAGGAUAUGAGAUAUCAUAUUCUCAUUUAUUUUCUACUCAUGUUAUUUAUGAUAAAGAGAAAUUAUGAGUUGGGAA
Messenger RNA from Tripterygium wilfordii, 1812 nucleotides. RefSeq names its product glucan endo-1,3-beta-glucosidase 9. The transcript has 2 exons. Bases 29 to 1588 code for a protein of 519 amino acids. Lineage: Eukaryota; Viridiplantae; Streptophyta; Magnoliopsida; Celastrales; Celastraceae. Gene Ontology annotation, molecular function: hydrolase activity, hydrolyzing O-glycosyl compounds. The record is from RefSeq and is a predicted model, not a curated record. Gene Ontology annotation, biological process: carbohydrate metabolic process. Gene Ontology annotation, cellular component: plasma membrane.